AUCAGCCCUCCUUCGGUUCACGGCGUCAUGGAAGUGAAAAAUGCCAACGCUGCCAUGCUCAGUAAUUAUGAGGUGUUCCAGCUGCUGACUGACCUGAAGGAGCAGAGGAAGGAGAGCGGGAGGAACAAGCACAGCGUGGGACAGCAGAACCUGAACACCAUCAUGUACGAGACGCUGAAGUACCUGUCGAAGGCGCCGUGCAGUCGGCAGAGUCCGGAGAUCGUCAAGAACUUUCUCACCACCAUGAUGCCACACAAACUGACAAAAGCAGAAAAACUGCAGUUGUUGAACCACCGGCCACAAAGUGCAGUGGAAAUCCAACUAAUGGUGGAGGAGAGUGAAGAGCGUUUAUCGGAGGAGCAGAUCGAGGAGCUCAUUCAGACAGUCGCAGGCGUCCUGCCCGGAGAUCCGGAGCAGGAAAACAAGGCUCCGGCAGACGAAGGCAGAGAACAGUCGUGAUAGAGCGGCGGGCCAGAGCUGGUCUGGAGAUCAAACUAUAGCAGGACUGGACUGCGUCGCUUCAGCGGGAAAAACUUUACUGAGAGGUCCAUGUGAGGGUUUCUGUUCUAUUGAUUUGUUCACAUGCAGCUGGAUUGAAGUCAGCUUUCCUAUGUUGCAGCCACAGGUUUGAAUUGAAAGAACUUUAUCUGUAUUUUUCAUCAGACAACACUGAGUGAGCCAUCACACAGGUGGAACAUGAGCGUGACUCCUGCCUCAAUGCCCUCUCCUGAUAUGCUGACUUUUAUUAAAACUUGGUGAUCCCUUCUGUUUUGGAACAAAAUGAAACUUUUUUUGUCAGUUUAAAUGACAAAACAGGAAGUUAGAAGAAUUUCUGUUUCCUGAAAAAAAAAGAACCCUGAUUUCACAAAAACACGAGUGUAAUCAGUCAUUCGUGGCUGUGUUUGAUGCUCUUUCUCUGCUACUAUUCUCAUUUUACUCUUUAACUCUUAAAGCGCUAGCUGUACUGUAAAGUAUAUGCAUGUGGCCUUUAAACACAGAUUCAGAAUCAGAUUAUAUGCUGGAGAGGAAGGACGUGCUGCUUUGACUCACUGACUCUUCCUGUUGUGUUGUCACAUUGGUUUCCGUGUGUUUCGACAAGCAAAGUGAAAGAUGAUGAUCCGAUAUGCUCUGCUGGUGGUUGAAACGCGACUGAUCAUCUGAACACUCUAACUACAGAUUGCUACUGUGGCCUUGAACCAAUUUAACAACUCUUGUUGUGCUGCCACAGUGACUCGUCUGAGAGGGAAGGAGAAGUGACGUUGUGAAUUAAAACGUUUUCUGCAUUGCUUAA
Messenger RNA from Salarias fasciatus (jewelled blenny), 1291 nucleotides. It is a transcript of the gene crcp, whose product is annotated as calcitonin gene-related peptide-receptor component protein. NCBI's taxonomy places the organism in Eukaryota, Metazoa, Chordata, Actinopteri, Blenniiformes, Blenniidae. Bases 28 to 459 code for a protein of 143 amino acids. Gene Ontology annotation, biological process: transcription initiation at RNA polymerase III promoter. The record is from RefSeq and is a predicted model, not a curated record. The transcript is spliced from 6 exons. Gene Ontology annotation, molecular function: nucleotide binding. Gene Ontology annotation, cellular component: RNA polymerase III complex.